This is a messenger RNA of Debaryomyces fabryi, 2094 nucleotides long. Its product is annotated as anaphase promoting complex subunit. The coding region runs from base 1 to 2094 and encodes 697 amino acids. The record is from RefSeq and is a predicted model, not a curated record. Gene Ontology annotation, molecular function: protein binding. NCBI's taxonomy places the organism in Eukaryota, Fungi, Ascomycota, Pichiomycetes, Serinales, Debaryomycetaceae. The transcript has a single exon. Gene Ontology annotation, biological process: cell division.
AUGGUGCAUAAUCAAAAGACUCCAUCACAACAUAAUUCUACACUUUUUAUUUCACCAGUUAUCAAUAAUCGCCGACAAGAUUUAUUCAUUACUCCGCCAAACCCACCGGCAACACUAUUUGAUACACCUGGAUCCAAUCAGUCGCUGUUUUUUCACUUAGAGAGGUCCAAUUUGCAUGAAGAACAAAAACAGGUACAUGAUGCUGAACCACUUACACAAGCAGAAAAGUUAAGACUAUGGAGACAUGAUGCAUUGAUGCAGCAUCAUUAUACCACGGCUGAGUAUAUAGGGGACAAAGUUUUGGCAUUGACGGAUGAUCCAAAUGACGCAUUUUGGCUUGCACAGGUGUAUUUCAAUAGUGGAAAUUACUUACGAGCAAAGCAUCUUUUGACUAGCAAGCCAGAAUUCGAAAAGUCUGUCAGUUGUCGAUAUUUGGCGGCGUAUUGUUUGCUAAAGCUAGAAUUAUGGGACGAUGCACUCGACUUGAUAGGAGAAUCCAAUCCAUUUAGGAAGGACGACAAUUAUCAAGUAAGAAAUAGUGAUGGAGGGAUUAAAUUAGAAGCGUCAAUGUGUUACUUGAGAGGACUUUUAUAUGCCAAUCAAAACAAUUUUGAAAAAGCAAAGGAAUCGUACAAAGAGGCUGUUUUGGUCGAUGUUAAGUGUUAUGAAGCCUUUCAUGAAUUGAUAUCGAACAAUUUGAUGACUCCAAGUGAAGAAUGGGCAUUUAUAACUUCAUUAAAUUAUAGAGAUGCAGAUGACAACGAUGAACUUAUUAAAUUAUUAUACACCACAAAUUUAAGUAAAUAUUUGAAUGUGCAAAAAUUUGAAGAAGCAGAAAAUAUUUUGAAAGAAGAGUACGAUUUAGGAGAGAAUUGCGAUAUCUUAUUGAGUAAGGCCGAAUAUCUUUAUGUUCAAUGUAAUUUUGACGAAUGUUUGGCUACGUAUGAAAAAAUUUUAUCGAAGGAUCCGUAUAAUUUCAAUGUAUUGCCAAACUAUUUGAGUUGCUUGCAUGAACUUGGAGGAAAAAACAAACUAUUCUUAAAGGCACACCAAUUGGCUGAAAAUCAUCCUAAUAAUCCAAUGACCUGGUUAUCCAUUGGGGUAUAUUACUUGUCUAUAAAUAAGAUUAUUGAAGCAAGAAAAUUUUUUAGUAAAGCAACAUUAUUAAACCCUAAUUUUGGCCAUGCCUGGAUAGGAUUUGCCCAUACAUUUGCAGCCGAAGGAGAACACGAACAAGCAAUUAGUGCGUAUGCAUUUGCUGCUAGAUUAUUUCCUGGUUCACAUUUACCUAACUUAUUUUUAGGCAUGCAACAUCUCCAGAUGAAUAAUUUAAACUUAUCAGAAGAAUAUUUAAUCGUUUCGUCACAGAUAUGUAACUCGGAUCCCUUGGUCUUGAACGAGUUAGGAGUCAUCAACUUUUAUAAAAAUGAUUUAAUGAAAGCUGAGCUUUAUUUUCAAGAGGCACUUGGUGCUGCUAAGCAUUUAAAUUCAGAUUCUAAAAUAUGGAUUUCGAUACACGCUAAUUUGGGCCAUGUGUUUAGAAAAGGAAACCGCCCUUAUAAAGCAUUGGAAUGCUUCAAUCAGGUAUUGAAGAUUAGCCAUGCGAAUGAUUCCAACAUUCUAUCAGCCAUGGGGCUUAUCUAUUUGAAAUUAGGAAAUAUAUUCAAAGCUAUCGAUAUACUUCAUGAUGCCCUCGCCAUUUCGCCCUCAGAUCCAGUGGCUUCCGAUUUAUUGAAACGGGCCUUGGAGUCUAACAAAACAAAUACUUCAUUAUUUUUGAACAAUACGAGCGAGAAGUUAUUAGAAUUAAACAUGCCAACUUUACAAUAUAGAUCUAGAAAGAACAAAUCAAAAUCAAGUCUGCAUCUUGCAGAUAUAACAACUUCAAACAACAAGCUUACAACGCCAAUAAAUAACAAGACAAAGAACUUAUCGAAUGCCUCGAGAAGAGAUGACGUGCUUCCAGAUAGUUUUAUCCUGAGAGAACGUAAUGAUCUGAUUGAAGGAGAUAUAAAUUCAGUUGCACAUGAUUUAAGGAAGGGAGAAGAAUCUAGUGAUGAAGAAGAUGAAGUAAUGGAUAUAGAGAGUGAUUAG